Molecule: messenger RNA, 1222 nt
Organism: Pteropus alecto (black flying fox)
Lineage: Eukaryota; Metazoa; Chordata; Mammalia; Chiroptera; Pteropodidae
Gene: TFPI
Product: tissue factor pathway inhibitor
Exons: 8
Coding region: 302-1222 (306 amino acids)
Biological process (GO): negative regulation of peptidase activity
Cellular component (GO): extracellular region
Molecular function (GO): serine-type endopeptidase inhibitor activity
Source: RefSeq, a predicted model, not a curated record
AGGAAGCCUGGCUAUUCCCAACUGUCGGUGAUCUCUGAAACUGGCUCUGAGGCUCCUUCUUUGCUCCAACAGACAGGAGCGACUUUGGGCUGGAUAAUUGUCAGAUUCUUACCUCACCCUUUCACAGCUAACAGGAUCAGAUUGCAUUUCCUUCAUCUUUCUCCACUCCCCAGUUUCUUGAUCUGUUUAAAAGAAAUAGAAAAGACAAAUCCUCUCUUCAGUGCCUGGAAGGGAAAACAAAAUUAACUCAACUCUGCUUUGAAAAAAAUCUUUACAAGAACUUUCUUCAGAGAUUUUACACAUGAUUUGUGCAAUGAAGAAAGAACAGAUAUUUUGGGCUUCUGUAUAUCUGUUGCUUAGUUGUGCCUCUGUCUCUCUCAAUGCUGUUCCUGAGGAAGAUGGAGAACAUAAGAAUGUUACAGAUGCUGAGUUGCUGCCACUGAAACUUGUACAUCCAUUUUGUGCAUUUAAAGCAGACGAUGGCCCAUGCAAAGCAAUGCUAAAGAGAUUUUUUUUCAACAUUCACACUCAACAGUGUGAAGAAUUUAUAUAUGGAGGAUGUGAAGGAAAUCAGAAUCGAUUUGAAAGUCUGGAAGAGUGCAAAGAAAAAUGUGUAAAUGAUUAUCCAAAGAGGAGUGGUAGGAAAAAGACAACAUUGCAAAAAGAAAAGCCAGAUUUCUGCUUUUUGGAAGAAGAUGCUGGAAUCUGUAGAGGUUAUAUUACUAGGUAUUUUUAUAACAAUCAGUCAAGGCAGUGUGAACAGUUCAAGUACGGUGGGUGCCUUGGCAAUCUAAACAACUUUGAAUCUUUGGAAGAAUGCAAGAACACCUGUGAGGAUACAUUGAAUGAUUUCCAGGUGGAUGAUUAUAGAACCCAGCUUGAUUCUGUGAAUAAUGACUCCUUGACUCCCCAGCCUACCAAACUUUCCAGCUUUUUGGACUAUUACGGCCCCUCCUGGUGUCUGACCCCAGCAGACAGAGGACUGUGUCAUGCCAACGAGAGCAGAUUCUACUACAAUUCAAUUAUUGGGAAAUGCCGCCCAUUUAAGUACAGUGGAUGUGGAGGGAACGAGAACAAUUUUACCUCUAAAAAUGCAUGUCUUAAGGCUUGUAAAAAAGGUUUCAUCCAAAGAAUAUCAAAAGGAGGGUUAAUUAAAACCAAAAGAAAAAAAAAGAAGUCAGUGAAAAUAGUAUACGAAAAAGUUUUUGUUAAAAAGAUAUAA